Molecule: messenger RNA, 5247 nt
Organism: Cryptotermes secundus
Lineage: Eukaryota; Metazoa; Arthropoda; Insecta; Blattodea; Kalotermitidae
Gene: nSMase
Product: putative neutral sphingomyelinase
Exons: 7
Coding region: 146-1348 (400 amino acids)
Cellular component (GO): cytoplasm
Molecular function (GO): sphingomyelin phosphodiesterase activity
Source: RefSeq, a predicted model, not a curated record
AAACAGAUUCGGUAUGCAAUGCGGCACAGGAGACGUGUAUAGUAAUUUGUAAAUGUUGUAAAUAAUCUGCCAAGUACAAUUUAUGGGACCAUAACGUUUGUUUAUUUAUUUUUAAUUUUAUUUAGUUCUGUUUGGAAACAUAAAAAUGUCUGCAGACACAGACAUUAACGUGUUCACAUUAAAUUGUUGGGGUAUCCCAGCAGUAUCCAGAAACCGGAAGAUAAGAAUGAAUGCAAUAGCUGAAGAGUUGGCUUUGGGAAAGUAUGACAUAGUAUGCCUGCAAGAAGUAUGGUCUGAGAAUGAUUACAUUGAUAUCAAGAAAUUGACACUUAGGGUGUUACCUUAUUCUCAUUAUUUUUACAGUGGUGUAUUUGGCUCUGGAGUAUGUAUCUUUUCAAGAUACACAAUUGAAAAUGUAUUUUUCCACCAAUGGCCACUGAAUGGUUAUGUUCAUAAGCUUCAUCACGGUGACUGGUUUGGUGGCAAGGGGAUAGGUCUGUGUAGAGUAAAAUGUAAAGGCAUCAAUAUAAAUAUCUACUCAGCCCAUUUGCAUGCUGAGUACAAUCGAAGGAACGAUGAAUAUAUGGCUCAUAGAGUUCUGCAGGCAUUUGACAUGUCACAGUUCAUCAGUAUAACAUCAACUAAUGCUGAUAUAGUAAUCUUGGGUGGAGAUCUGAACACUGAACCAGGAGAUUUAGCAUACAGAAUAAUCUGUCACAAUGCUCAAGUACAGGACAGCUUCCUUCAAGCACAGCAAGUAGCUGUUGAUUAUGUAGGAACUAAUGAGUCAUCACGGAACAGCUACAGUGACAAGAAACUCUGUAUGAAGAAACCGGCAGGAAAUCGAAUAGAUUAUAUCAUGUACAAGUGUAGACGAGGAAUUGAGGUGCAGUGUCUAAAAUAUCAGUUUCCCUUGCCUGAACGAGUUCCUAAACAAAAUUUCAGUUUCUCAGACCAUGAAGCAUUGCAGGUAUCUUUCAGGGUCAUCAGAACAUCUAAUGCAUCUGAAGAUGCACUAGAAAAUAAAGAAGAAUACAUGAAAGCACUGAAGGAGAGUCGUGCUGUAUGUGAUGCAGCACUAGGAAGGCUACACCAAGAUAAACGGUCCUAUUGGAUCUACUCGGCUGCAUUCUUCCUCACACUGCUGUGCACAAUUGGUUUGGAGGCUCCUCUAAGCUGCUUCAAGACAUACAACAUUAUACGUGUUGUUGUUACCAUUCUGCUCUGUUUUACAAUAUUCAUGGCUACUAUAUGGAAUCGUAUGGAAGUGAAUGCAAUUCUUACAGGGAAAUUAGGAAUUGAAGUUGUUCAUUCAAACUUGGAAGAUUGUAAUUCAGAUGAAAGGUAAAAUAGUUGCUCAUGAUAUGUGUAAUUUGGCCAUGUGUUAUAUUCUGGCAACAGUGUAAAUGACUUACUCUUAUACCAUUCUAAAGGUUAUAAUUCAUAUCUUAAGAAUGUGAAUUGUUAUUUAAGUAAUUUCGGUACUUCUCGUGUAUUUUGGCCCCACACAAAAACUGCCUUCAUGCUAGUAGUACAAAACAGAAAGUGGUUUAAGGAAAAAGGUCUUGGAAUUUUUCAAUACUCUGAAUCCUUGGGAGUCAACUGCAUGUUGUUAAAUGACCAAAAUCAGGAUUCACAUACAAGAAAGUGACAGUGUAAGUUUUGUUGUGCAUUAUCCUUGGACAGUAAUGUUCAGUUAGCUUUCCACAUCUUUUGCAUUUCUCUUUUACACAGUAUAUCGUCACAUUUCAGAGACGUGCUUCAACAUGAUGCUUGUGAGGAUAUGAUACUGUUAUAAUCCACACAGAGCAAUUAAUUACAGAUAAACAUCUUCCUUUCUAGUCUGAGACAUAUUGAGACCCAUUAUAGAUAUUGCAAAUCACAAUCCUUCCAUAAUUUCAAAUGUCUUCCUAAACUUUUUCCCCUUAUUUGAUAUUUUAAAAAAUUUAUUUUAAAUUUUGCCAUGUUCUUUCCAGUUUCUUUUGUAUUCUAUAAAUUCUGUUAUUAUUUCAUUUCUUUUAUGGUCAGAAAAGGCAUACCUGGCAGUCCUCAUGAAACGUAUUUCUGCUGAUAUGACUCAUCAGUUUGUCUUAUUGCCCAGAGGCUUAAAGGUAAUAACCCUACCGUUGGACUACUAGUCUUUGGUUUCAGUUAGUGGGAUUUUCAAUUUCUUCCAGUAAAUAUAUUAUUAUGAAUAUGAAGGCCAAAAUAUGUUUGUGUGUCAGCAUACAUUGGUUGUUGAAUUACUUAAAGCCUGAAAACUUUUGCAUAUUUUUAUACUUCUGUCACAUUUAUAAAUAUCAUUCCACAUGAAAUAGAUCCUUAAAAUGAUGUAAAAUCAACAUUUGCACCUUGAACCAUUAGACUAUAUUCUGGAGUUCACAUUAGUGAAACAAAUUAAAUGCAUAGUGAGAAGGAAAGCAUUGCUAUAUAUUUGUGUUGCUUACAGUAUUUAUUUAUAUUUUCCUGUGAUAUAACAAUUAACUCGAUUAUUGUGAGAGACUUUGGUCUAGGGCUUAUUGAGUCAGUUUGAAUCAUGCACUGGAUAUUUGCAUUUUUCUCUACAAUCUAAUAACUUACUGUAGUCAUUGUUCAAAUUCAUUGGUGUGUGGUGUUCCACACUCUCCCCCCUCCACUUCGAGACAAGCUAUUGUAGUAGUACCACAACAAAACAAUAUUUUACAUCAAAGAUGAUACUCGCAUAACUUGCAGCUGGAAGGGAAAGAAACAGAUCGAGCAGGAGACAUGGUUGGAUCAUCUUUCCACAAUGCCAUCUGUAAUAUCACUUGAUGUAGUUAUCUUUGAUUCACAUUGAUUGCUGUGGUACACCUCUCAGAGACCUGACAGCUAAAAUUUAUGUGUGGUUGAAGAAUAUGUUGUUGCUUGGCACAUUGGUUCUUUUCUGGCAUUGCUGUAAAGGUAAUAUAAAUCCUGGCAAGAAAUUAAUUGCACAUGUUAAUUGCAACCUGGAAUUUAAAAAACAAAAUAUUUGUUUAAAAAUCAUACUGUUAUAACAACAAAUUCAGGACUCUGUUACAAAUGUACACCAGGCAAAGAGUGUACCCCAAGCUGCUGAUUUAGCAUGUUUAGAUUAGAACCUAGAAAAACAUGUUGCAGAAUGACCUGAUGCUUCCACAGAAUUUUGUUACUGGGUCUUUCCUGUAUGGAGAAGAAAGAAAACUGGGCUGCAGAAUUUAGGCUUCUUUACCUUUAUUCAGAAUCAGUCUGAUAUAAGAAGUGAAAUAUAUAAUGUAAUGUGAUAUUUUGAUAACAUUAUAAUCAGGUUUUGUGAUUAUCUAUGUUUCUUACAAAAUAUAUCUUCAGUUUAAGUAGUUAUUGCAUUCUACAGACAUAGUACAUAGGAAACAGUUAUAAUUAUGUUAGAAAUAGUUAUUGUAUUUUAUCAGUAAUUUAAAGAACUUACCAGGGACAGGGAUUUUCAAGUUUCCUAGUAAGAUAGCUUACUUCAGUAUGUGUAAGGAUAGAGAAGUGCAUUAGAGGAGUCAAUUUUGAGAGACAGCAAUGAAGCUGAAGUUCAAUGUAAUCAGGAUGACAAUAAUUUUAAAACAGAAUAUGAAUGCUCCAGAAAAUGGGAAAUAUCCCACAAUGCACAAUUAGUAUUUUUUAAAUAGAGGCUACUUAUCACAGUGGUAUGUCUUAGUUGCUGUAUCAGUCUGAAGUGACAAAUGUAGGCUGCAGAAACAUUCAAGUUGACUCUCGUGUAAUACAGUAGAUAUAAUCAGAAAAUCUGAAUUAUUUGGGCCAGUGGUAAAAGUGUUCAAUCCAGGCAUGUUAAAGUGAAACAACUUAGUGACAAAAAUUUUGAUAUUAGAACAUAAACUGUAUAGGAAGAAUAAUGUAAGAGAGUCAUGUGAAUUGUGGUUAUAAAAUUGAAAAUUAUGAACAGUUUUAGUGUACCAUUGAUGUAUACUUCCAGAAUUUUAUUUACACAAAUAGAAGCAAUUUCAUAGCUAUACAAAGGAGUUAUACUUGUUGAAAAAUUUUGUGUAAAAUAUUAUUUAAAAAUUAGUUUCCCUAAUAUUUUGUUUUGAAGAAAUCAGUUACAAACUGUUUUAAAAAUCUUUUGAAGGCUAGUGUUUUUGUACUGUAACAACUAUGACUAUAAAAUCUUUUAUAUUGCUCAUACUUAAAAAAAGUUUCCAAAUCCAGUAAAUAUGUUUAUAAUAGAACCAAAAAUUGCUCAUAUAUAUAUAUAUAUACAGUAUAUAUGUUGUUGGCUGAUAUAUGGCACACAUUUUAUUAAUAGCUCAACUUUCUUGUGAAUUUCAUACAUAUUCUACGUUAGUACUACCGAAAACUGUUAUGUAUGUUGUAUGACAUUCAGUCUGAAAUACAGCUGACCCUCAAGUCAUCUGGCUUUGAUUUAUCAAAGUGUGGAUUAACAGUGGCUCCAAGCAAGCUGUCUGAAGCAGUAGUGACUUGUAUUCAGGGGGUGCUCAGUUUGAAUCUUGGCCAUGACACCAACUACCCUGACUUUUUUUUAUCCGUUUUCCUCAAUCCCUCAAUGAAAAUGUCUGAAUAGUACCUUAAAUCAGAUAAAAUGUUUUGUCUGUUAUCCAUGAUUUGUUCUCCAGCCAUUAUGCUUGAUGAUCAAGGGUCAACUUUGUCUAUGUGCAAUUUACAGAUGUAUAUACAACAGACUAGUUUUGCUUUUGUGUAUAAUGUGCCAAAAUUGCUCUCGUCCUACUGCUCAUUGUCUUAAAAUUUGGAAUUUGAGGUCUACAGGAAUGUAACAGAACUGUCAACAAAUAUAGGGUCAUUGAACUUUUACUUAAUAUCAUUCCCAGCAUUGUGCACUACUGUUUGAAUAAUAUUUCCUGCUCAACUGUAAGAAAUUAAAAUUGAAAUAAAAAUUUUGAACAAAUGUACUUUGCAUAUUUAUACAUAAUUUACCCUCAUGUCAAGUGUGGCAUUUGUUAUCUAGGGAUUGUCAGUGGAGACAGCCUUCAGAUGUGGAUGGUCUCUGUAAAUACAGUAUUUUGAAUAAGCAGUCAACUGACAGUUGGAUGGAGCUAACAAAAAUAAGCAUAUUAGUUCUGUUCUUGCACCUUUGCAGAGUGUGAAUUUGGGCAGUGUUGCCAAUAUGUUGGUUGUUCAUGCUGCCUCUAAAGAGUGGGAGUAGGAUCAUUGUCUUAUGUUUAUAUAGCCUUCAAAGAGGAAGGCAUCAUGUGCCUCUGAAACAUCAGCAACACUGCCCAAAUCCACACAGUGUGAACACUCAAGAAG